This is a messenger RNA of Thyridium curvatum, 861 nucleotides long. RefSeq lists its product as uncharacterized. The transcript has 3 exons. Lineage: Eukaryota; Fungi; Ascomycota; Sordariomycetes; Thyridiales; Thyridiaceae. Bases 1 to 861 code for a protein of 286 amino acids. The record is from RefSeq and is a predicted model, not a curated record.
AUGAUCUCUCGUCAGAAAGCAGACGCGUCCGAGGCGUCGGUCGACGGCUUCGUCAAGUUCCGGCAGGACUAUGUCAAGCAUUGCAAAGACUCCAAGGCCCUCUGGAGGAAUCAUGGCUGGGACCGGAUUCCUUUCGACGCCUUCAUCGCCAGAGUCGAGGCCCUGGAGGAGGCCGGGGACAGCAACAUCUUCGGCGCAUUCCCGAUGUACAACGACAUCAAGAACAUGAACCAGAUCCCCGUCGACAUCCUCUUCCGCGACUUUGAGCUCCGCAAGUGGUGCAAGAUGGUGGUCCAGGAGCGCGAUCGCGCCGAGACCAAUCCCACAGACCCCGUCUUCGAGACCUUCAUCGACCCUGCGAACCGCAAGCUCCUCCUGAUGCGGGUCGGCUCCGACCUGCUCAUGUCCUAUCCGUACCGCACAGUGUCCCGCCUGCAGCUGCCCCAGACCUGGCUGGACCUGAGCAAAGCAGUCAUGGUGUGGAAGAGGGGAUUCGACGACUACGUCCUCGAACCGUACGGCCCCACGUACACUGAAUGGAGCGACGACGCCUCGUACGAGCAGGUGAUCGAGGACUGCAGGCGCAACGCGUGGCUUCCGCCCUCCAAGGCGCUGGCCAGCACGCCCAAAGCCGAGGGCAGCGGCAGCAGCGGCAAUCGUGGACGUGCCUCCAGCAGCUGCGCUGGCAGCGUGGCUGGGUCGUCCACCUCGUCGCCCGCGAGGACACGCAAGUCCGGGAAGAAGGAUGACGACGCGUACAGGGCCUGGAAGAAGGAGCAAAACGCUGCAAAGCGGGCGCGCAGGGAGGCGCGAAAGGCAGAGGAGAGUGCAGUUGCGCAAGAUGAAGAGUGGAUGCGAUAG